AUGGCAACCUCAACCCGAACCAUCACGCGGUCGCAGCCGGGAAAAGCGGAAGCGGCUGCUGCGACCACCGCCCCACCACCACCACCACCGGUCAAGAUUGAGACCAAGAAGUUGUCCCUGUUUGGUUAUCUGGAUAUGAUUCCAGGCUUGGCUGCGAUUGUCGCUACUGCUGUCGCGUCUUUGAUUACCGGGUUAUUCAGAAGCGAGCAAGACUCGAAAACGUAUUAUCUGCACGUUGCCAAUACCACCCUGCGCAAAGCGACGCAUCGGCUCAACCCGCUACAGCUACAGCUGGUUUCGCCCAACACCGACAUUAUUUACAACCAGUAUGCGCGCGCUAGAAAUUUCAAGCCCGACACUGUGGCUCUCGCUCACGGAGCCCAAGGACAUUGGGUGGGCAACAAGAAUGCUACCAACGUGUUCAUCUGGUACCACGGCGGCGGCUUCUGUCUGCCCGCCAACAUUGGCUAUUUCAAAUUCUUUGAGCGUCUUCUCAAGGAAAUCAACGCCGCGGGCGGCGACCUCUGCGUCUUCGCCGUCACUUACACGCUAGCGCCUCACGGCAGAUACCCCGUGCAGCUUACGCAGUCUGUCGAAGCCCUGCGCCAUGUACUCGAGCACACGGGCCGCUCUCCCGGCAACGUUCUUCUCGGCGGCGACUCUGCAGGCGGCAAUUUGGUGUUUGGCGUGCUCUCGCACCUCGCGCACCCGCAUCCCAGCAUCACCCCGCUGCACGUCUCGAAGCCCCUCGCCGGCGCUGCCGCAAUUGCGCCGUGGGUGUCUUUGCAUCCAGACUUGUCCGAGCAAGUCAUUUACGACGGCGGCGACAUUGUGACGACCUUUGUGGGCGAGUCGUGGUCGCGGGAGUUUAUGGGCGACGCAAAGCCCGACUACUACACGGACGCGUUUGACGCCCCGUCGAGCUGGUUUGAGACGUUUCCUGUCGACAAGAUGCUCAUGCUGGGCGGCGAGAAUGAAAUUUUGAUGCCCAUGAUUGAGUUGUUUUAUGAAACUGUAAAGGCCGGUCAUCCCAACGUGGAACUAUUCAAAGGAAAGCGGGAAUCUCACGUCGCUCCGAUUUACAACAUAUAUGUAGGCGACAACACAGAGACGGAGCAGGGCAAGAAGCUCAAGACUUGGCUGAUUGAAUUGCAGAAAUGA
Messenger RNA from Beauveria bassiana ARSEF 2860, 1161 nucleotides. Its product is annotated as lipase/thioesterase family protein. Gene Ontology annotation, molecular function: hydrolase activity. The transcript has 4 exons. NCBI's taxonomy places the organism in Eukaryota, Fungi, Ascomycota, Sordariomycetes, Hypocreales, Cordycipitaceae. Bases 1 to 1161 code for a protein of 386 amino acids. The record is from RefSeq and is a predicted model, not a curated record.